Molecule: messenger RNA, 2396 nt
Organism: Pyricularia oryzae 70-15
Lineage: Eukaryota; Fungi; Ascomycota; Sordariomycetes; Magnaporthales; Pyriculariaceae
Product: choline-phosphate cytidylyltransferase
Exons: 4
Coding region: 514-1881 (455 amino acids)
Biological process (GO): CDP-choline pathway
Cellular component (GO): nuclear envelope
Molecular function (GO): choline-phosphate cytidylyltransferase activity; phosphatidylcholine binding
Source: RefSeq, a predicted model, not a curated record
UGUCGGCAUCAUCUACCAGUCGUAAAUUAGAACAGACCCCUGACCUCGCAAAAGUUCCACUCGUUAGUAGUACAUUCUAGCUGCAUGCGCUUGGCUUCCAAGUGAUUUUAUCCAACUCCAUCCACGUUGUCCCGCAGAACGCCUGACCAUAUCAAUUGAGUCCCUAAGCUCCCCUCGAAUCACACUGUAUCACUGCCACGUACAGACCAACACCCAUUCUAAUCCUAUGCUACCGAGGGCCGGCGGACGCACAUGAUUUCUACUACUUGCGAACCAUAUCAAGAUCCACCAACAGUGACUACUACCCCAUUGUUUUCAAGCACCCACGGGGGCAAAGAAAACAACCACCCACCCCCGGUGCCCCGAAGCUCUUUUAGCUGAGCUGCUGUAACAUAUCUGGUGUUCUUUCGCUACUGGCCCACCCCCGGCUGACUCGAAUUAACGUCGACACCGUCCUCUUUCACCCCCACACCUUUGCUACCAUACGUACACAGACGCACAUCGGACCAGACAAUGUCGUCAACAACACAAGCAGCCGCCAACAAGCGCAAACGCCUCACGGGUGGCAGCACCACCUCGCUGCCUGACGAGGUUGCGGCCGCCGAGCGGGCACAGAUCUCGGAGUCCCGCGACGCGUCUGCAGAAGAGGGCGACACCACAGCGGCGGAAACGCCGGCGACGGCACCCACCUCGCACCCGCCGAUUAAGCGCCAGCGGUCGAGCAACAAUGCCGUCGGCGAUGCGACGGUCGACCUGGGCGAGCCUAGCGAUACUACCGAGGCGAGCGUGGACAUUGAAAACCGGGUAGGCCGCAAGGGCAGGAAGAGCAGCAACCCCGAGAAGGAGGAGGAGAGCAUGGCGCCGCCACCCAUCGGCAAGCUCACACAUCCAGUUGGCUAUCGUACCAAUGACCCGCCGGUUGGUAGGCCAGUCCGGAUCUACGCCGACGGCGUGUUUGAUUUGUUCCAUCUUGGCCACAUGCGACAGCUCGAACAAGCCAAGAAGGCGUUCCCCGACGUCUACCUGAUCGUCGGAGUAACUGGUGACGCCGAGACUCACAAGCGCAAGGGCCUGACGGUGCUUUCCGGUAAGGAACGCGCCGAGACGGUCCGUCACUGCAAGUGGGUCGACGAGGUUAUCGAGAACUGCCCGUGGAUCGUCACGCCCGAGUUCCUCGAGGAGCACAAGCUCGACUAUGUUGCGCACGACGACAUUCCAUAUGGCGCCGACGAGGGGGACGACAUCUACGGACCCAUCAAGGCCGAGGGCAAGUUCCUGGUGACGCAACGCACAGAGGGCGUCAGCACGACAGGAAUCAUUACCAAGAUCGUACGCGACUACGAAAAGUAUAUUGCAAGGCAGCUCAAGCGCGGUACUUCGAGGCAGGAGCUCAACGUCAGCUGGCUGAAGAAGAACGAGUUGGACCUGAAGCGACACGUACAGGAUCUGCGAGAAAACAUCCGCAGCAACUGGACGACGACGGGUCAGGAGCUCAGCCGCGAGCUGAGGCAAUACUGGCCGGCUUCCAGGCCACAGAGCCCCGCCCCCUCGAGGCCCUCGCUGCAGGUUCCUAACGGGGACCAGCUCACAAGCCCGCAACAGCAGAGCAGCUUGAGGGAGGCGCAGCUCCGAUCGCCAACCACGCCAGGAGGCGCCAACGUCAACUCAAACGACUUCGUCGCCGGAUACGCGGUCGGGUUGAUCGGCGGUGUAAGGUCUUGGAUGACCAAGAGCCGUCGCAGCCUGAGGGAUGAGAGAGAUGACUCCUCAUCGCGCCCGCCAAGUGACGACUCAUCCGAGGAGAGUGAGGGCAAGGAGAAGACGACGCGAACUCGCAGGGUUGUUCCCAAGGGCAACAACGCUGCUGCUACAGGAGCCUAAGAUACGGCACUGCUGGUCUGUGCUUUUGUUCAGCUUUUUUCCUUUCUUUUUUUCGUCUUUUACCCUCCCCUUUACUUUUGUUUUAUUUCUCUUUCAUUGGCUCUCUCCGGAUGCUUUUGAGAGGGUGCAAUGUUGGAUAGUUUUAUACUGGGACGGAGGCAAAGAAGAAUAACGGCGAGGUAUUUAAAAAGAGGGAGUAAUCGGCAUGAGAUGAUCCGGGAUACACACUCACCUACUGCAGCAUUAAGUGCUGAAAAUCACAUUCAAACUUGUCGUAUACUGGGAUCGUUAGGGGAUCCGCAGGUGGAAGAGGUAAUGGAGACGGUGUUCUAUUUUUUAUCGUUUCCUUGAGCAACAAGCACCCAUGUAUGCUUGCUUCAUCAGAGUCUUGUCCCUAUUGACAGCAAAAUAAUAUGCAAUCUUAUUGCUCUGAGUGACAGAAGGUAAUGACAGUAUGAUGCUUACACCAACGAGUUGAAUGAUUGUGGUACAGGGUUGAGUUCAAUGAGCAUAGA